Hydractinia symbiolongicarpus is the source of this 1468-nucleotide messenger RNA. RefSeq lists its product as uncharacterized. The record is from RefSeq and is a predicted model, not a curated record. The transcript is spliced from 4 exons. Lineage: Eukaryota; Metazoa; Cnidaria; Hydrozoa; Anthoathecata; Hydractiniidae. Bases 1 to 1002 code for a protein of 333 amino acids.
AUGGACUUUUUGUUUCUAUGCAAUUUAUUAGAAAGUAAGAAGUCAAGUCGACGUCGCAUAAGAAAAGUUAGUGUUAAUUAUUUGAUCUUAGAUUUCCUGAAAGAUAAAUCAUUUUGUUUGGGUUCACAUCUAACAAUGGUUGAUUUACGACUAGCGCUAAAAUUACUAACACUUUCCAUUGUGUUGCUUCAUGCGAUUACUGACAGUGACGGUGCACAUCACAAAAAAUAUCAAUUUCGUUUUGAUAAACAUCGUUACCACUCUCAUAAGCCGUCGUAUAAGCCAUAUAGACCAUACAAGCCAUAUAGACCAUAUAAGCCAUACAAGCCGUACUGUGAUUUAAAAUGUCAACAAGCAAAAGAUGCAAAGGCUAUUCGAGAUAUGUACAAAAUGGCAGCAAAACUCAGUGGUGGUUUGUUUGCUGUCUCAAAAAAAGACGCAAUGAAUUUGACAAAUUUAGCUAAUCAAGAAAUACGUCAACCAUCAAGUCAAUGUGAGCGCAAGCUACCGAAAUUCACUUCAUGCAAAAUUGAAGAAUUGCAGCAUAUAUACAGCACAUCACCAUGCAAAACAACUAACGUAACAAAAAACGAUGAGAUUGACGAAAUGCAGAAUGAAGUUGAUCAUGAUGAUGAUGACAUUAUGAGAGACGAUGAUGAUGGAUCAGUAACAACAAUCAGAAGACCAUGUUUAGCACGUGGCAGCACAAGUUUGAACAAUAACUUACGCUUGUGUGAGAAAUGUGCUGCUACAACUGUGUUGGCACAAAACAUAUUUCCGCGAUAUCUUAACGAAGUUAUUUGCGACCCCCGGAAAUCAAGAUGUCUACGAGGCGAAGGGCGAUGUUUGCAAAAUUAUAUUUUUGUGGAGUUUCGAAAAGAUACAAAAGAAGUUGGCUUUGCAAGAUUGGGCGAAUGGAUCAAAAUUCAACAAAGAGUUCGUACAUCCUGUUCAUGUCAAGUCCUUCCAAACUCACAUUUAUUUAGACGCUGGGUGAACUAAACAAUUGUGGAUUUUUUUAUUUUUUUUAAGCAAAUGGUAUGCACAAGAAAAGCAGACAUGUAAAAGAAUUAACACUAUCUAUUAUAAAUGUGCUUGUUUGAAUUGAUAUUCUUUUUUAAAUACAACAAAAAGUUAAGAUUUUUUGGAGUAGAUUUAUUCGUUACCUUAGGUACCUAAAUUAAAUUUUAUAUCGUAUCGAGUAUCGUAGUUUAAUACUCAACCUUAAUCUCGGGAUCUUCUACAACUUUAAAAUAGAAAAGAGUUUUCGCAGGCUAAAAAUAUUUUUGCGCGUACGCAAUAAUAAUCUGCUCAGCGUGUAAUCCUGCUUUAACUACUUAGAGACUUAAACCAAAACCAAUAAUACUGUAUGUAGUGUCUUUACCUUCUUUUUCCAUUAUUACUAAUGCUCGUUGCUCGUCCAUAUAUAAUCGUCUUCUUCAAAGAUCUAAAAAGAAGUUGUUACGUA